CGGCUCCUGCAAAUGCAGGAUGAAGGAAGAAGGCAGCCCAGGCCUGGAGGCCAGGACCGCAUGGAGGCCCUGCGAUCCUUCCUGGACCCUGGGAGCGGUGGCUACAGCUGGCAGGACGCACAUGCUGAUGUGGGGCGCCUGGUGGGCACACUGGGCCGAGUGGCGGAGUGCCUGUCCUUGGACAAGCUGGAGGCGGCACCCUCAGAGGCAGCCCUGGUGUCGCGGGCCCUGCAACUGCUUGCGGAACAUCGAUUCUGGGCCGGCGUCGUCUUCUUGGGACCUGAGGAUUCUUCAGACCCCACUGAACACCCAACCCCAGACCUGGGCCCGGGUCACGUGCGCAUCAAAAUCCGCAUGGACAUUGACGUGGUCACCAGGACCAAUAAGAUCAGGGACAGCCUGGCGCUGCUGGAGGAGCAGGGCGAGGGCGCGCAAUGGCACAACGUGGGCACCCAGCCCACAGCAGACGUCUUCAGCCUGGCCCAGGUCUCUGGCCUUCUGCUGCUGGACGCGGCGCUCUACAGCCUCGCCACCUGGUACCUGGAAGCUGUGUGCCCAG
This is a messenger RNA of Mandrillus leucophaeus (drill), 559 nucleotides long. Its product is annotated as ATP-binding cassette sub-family A member 7-like. The record is from RefSeq and is a predicted model, not a curated record. The annotation marks the transcript as partial. Lineage: Eukaryota; Metazoa; Chordata; Mammalia; Primates; Cercopithecidae. The transcript has 3 exons.